This is a messenger RNA of Dentiscutata heterogama, 1601 nucleotides long. The record is from the annotation of a GenBank genome assembly. NCBI's taxonomy places the organism in Eukaryota, Fungi, Glomeromycota, Glomeromycetes, Diversisporales, Gigasporaceae.
AUGUCACUCGAAUCAGGUGGCCAAAACAAAUCGAUAAACGAAAAUUUAACAAAAGAAACUUCCACUUCAACUCUUCAAGAUACUAUUAUAACAUCAACACCUAUAGUUCAACAAUCACCAACAAUAUUUCAUAAAUCACCAGUAAUAAUAUCACAAAAAUCUCAAGUUCCUAAUUCUCGUAUACCAACUUUUAAAAAUGCUCAACCAAAAACUACGUCAUCAACGGUUAUCAAAUCAUCGGUUAAAAAAGAUGAUUCAAAAGAUUCUUAUGAUAAUGAAAAGGAAACUCAAAAUACAUUUGAAUUUUCUGAAAAUGUUCAAAAAAAUAAUUUAAAUGACUUAGGUGGCGAUGUAUCAAAUUUAAGUCAUUUAAAUGGUGGUACUUUAAAUUUAAGUGAAUCUAGUGGUAUUGUAUCGAGUGCGGGUAAUUCUGCUGGUGUUGAUAUAGGGACAAGUGGUUCAACUUCUUCAACUACUUCUACAUCUGGAACAACUACUUCUAUUUCUCCUCCUUUUUCUCCUAUACCUGAAAUUCCUUUAUCCGAAUCUCCUUUAAUUGGAACUUCUGAUACUUCAAAAAAAUCUCGUAACACCUUUCAAUUUCAAUCACAAAGUGUAGGUUUAGCUACUGGUCACUUAAGAAGAUGGCAUAGUAGUCAUUCUGGACUUCAUUAUACUAAAAGUACUACUUUUGGAAAAUCGGAUUCUGAAAAUGAUGAUAUUAGAACUAUAUAUGAACGUUGGAAAUUAAGAUUGCCUAAAGAUGAUUUAAUUUUUGAUCAAUUUAGUUCAUGUGUUGAUAGACUUGAAAAAAAAGAGGCCGAAAGAUCACUAAAAUGGGCUUCAUGGGUAUCUUCAAAUAAAUUCGUUAAAAAAUCUGGAAAAUUUGGCUGUAGUAGUUACGUCUUUCCGUGGGAUAAAAAGAUGCUAUUAACGUUACCUUCACAACACGAAAAACAAAUUGAUUUGGAUAUCCCACGUACUUUACAUUCUCAUAUUAUGUUUCGAUCUAGAUAUGGCCCUGGACAAAGAGCGUUAUUUAAUAUACUUCGAGCAUUUUCAAAUUAUAAUACACAAAUCGGUUAUUGCCAAGGGAUGACAAAUAUUGUAACCAUUUUAUUAAUGUAUUAUACCGAAGAGAACGCUUUCAUAAUGUUAACAAAAUUAUUCACAAAAUGUAAUUUACAUAACUUGUUUAUACCUGGUUUCCCCGCGUUAUUGGAAAGUUUUUAUGUUCAGGAAAAAUUAUUGUUAAAAUAUACUCCAAAAAUUGCCUCUCAAUUUAAUAAAAUACAAUUAACAACUACAGCAUAUGCAACAAGAUGGUAUAUAACAUUAUUUACAAGCGAUGUUGUACCUCAUCAUACUGUGCUUAGAAUUUGGGAUUUAUUAAUGUUACAUGGAUUUGAUAUACUUUAUUUUGUCGCUGUUGCUUUAUUAAAAUAUCAUAAAGCAAAGCUAAUAACGUCAUCAUUUGAACAUACGAUGUUAAUGUUAUCGACAACAUUAGUUAUAACAAAUGAUGAUAGAUUAAUAAAAAAAGUAAAAAAGAUGUUUGAUUAUAAAGGUAGAAAAGGAUUAAUCGAUACUUUAAAAGCAGA